GCUCACAAAAUAAUUCCCCGAACGUCAUUUACUGUUCACGAUCAGCCAUGGAGAAAAGCGGUGGAAGAGAGGUGCGACAACGUAGCAUUGGGACCGAAAAUAUCCCCAAUGUCGCCAAAAAUGGCCUCCAAAAUGGUCCCGAGACCAAAAAGGUACCAUCCCGCUACCUCUCGGAGGUUAUUUUCGGGUACAUUUUGGUCUACAUGGGGGUGCUUUUUCUGGUGGCGUUUUGGAGUUACCACCGACUGCCAGCGCCGAAGACCGUGGCUGGGCACGGAGGCACGGGGGAGUUUCUUGAGGAGCGCGCCCGGGCGCACGUCGCUGAAAUCACGAGCUUCGGACCUCGGCCUGGCGGAUCUAGAGCAAACGAGGUCUUUUGUGUCGAGUAUCUCAUGAAAGCACUCUCAGAAAUCAAGAAAAUGGCUGUACCAGGGGUUCAUGAAGUCGAUAUCGACAUUUCAUUCCCUGAGGGUUCAUAUACGAUGGACAUUUGGGGUGGUUUUUCGCCCUAUUACAAGAAGAUUACCAAUAUUGCGGCCCGUUUGAGUCCGGCCAAGGAAGUUGUGAGGCAGGGGGAAGGGGCUCACGAUCACAGCCUGCUGCUGAACGGUCACUUUGACACGGUGGAGGGAAGUCCUGGUGCCAGCGACGAUGCAGCUAGCUGCGGCAUCAUGUUAGAGAUCCUCCAGAACCUAGCCACCUCACCCUAUCCUCUUCGUCAUGACAUCAUCUUCCUGUUCAAUGGAGCAGAGGAGAACGUCUUACAAGCCAGUCAUGGCUUCAUCACUAAACAUCCCUGGAGGAAGAACAUCAAGGCUUUCAUCAAUCUUGAAGCAGCCGGUGCCGGAGGCAGGGAACUCGUCUUUCAGACAGGUCCCGACCAUCCGUGGCUAUUGAGGGCCUACUCCCAGCAUGCCGUGCAUCCCUUCGCUACCGUGAUUGGCCAGGAUGUCUUUCAGGCCGAGUUGAUCCCCUCCGAUACAGACUUUAGGAUCUUCAGGGACUUUGGGCAUAUCCCAGGUGUCGAUAUGGCUUAUGUGAGCAAUGGCUAUGUCUACCACACCAAGUACGAUAACCUGGACUCCAUACCUCCUGGCUGCAUACAGCGAGCUGGUGAUAACAUCCAGGCUCUGGCAACUCACCUGGCCAACUCCUCUACCUUACACGAAGGUAUAGAGGAAGAUCCCCAUGGUAGCAUGGUCUUCUUUGACUUGCUAGGUCUCAUCAUGGUGGCUUACCCUGCUAGGGUGGGCGUGAUACUCAACUCUGUGGUGGUUGGAGCUGUGUUUCUCAGCACGCUGUGCAGGCGCAGGAAAGAUUUUUCCAGUCACCCAGUCUACCUGUCCAACGUUCUCCGUGCCAUGGGUGUCAUCUUUGUGUCCUACCUCGCCGUCCUUGUCACCAUCGUCUUGGUCAUCCUUCUACUCACCAUCACCAAGUCUGAGAUGUCCUGGUACGCCAACCCGGCACUCAUCGCGGGCCUGUACUGGGCCCCUGGCUUCUAUGCCAUGCUUUUGGUGCAUCAAUGGCUGGGUGCCAAACUGCAUACAGUUGACACCAAGGCCAAUCCCUGGAUUCUGGAGGGUGUUUUCUUCGAUGCCAAUCUUCUGAUCUGGUCGGUUCUAGUUGCCGUUCUGACACUGAAGGGGAUUGGUUCAGCCUACAUGCCCAUGCUGAGUGUCUUGUUUGCAUUGGUGGGACGUAACGUGAUGUGGAAAGGCAUGAAAACGCUACAGGAGGGUACCAAGACAAUGCUUGUCCUGACUGCCUAUAUCUCCAUGACGGUCAUUCCCCUGACUCUGUGGCUGUAUCUCAUGCUUCUUGGCUAUGAGAUCUUCCUGCCCAUCAUGGGUCGGUCUGGUGCCCUGGUCACACCUGAACUGUUUGUGGGAUUCUUGACAUUUGUCGUGGUCAUCAUGUCCACCAACUUCUUGGUUUGUCUGAUCCAUACUUGCCGCAGCCUUAAGUACACCAAGGCGUUCCUGCUUCUAGUCUUCAUAGUGAGCCUGGCGGCCGUCAUCAGCAAAGUCGCGUUCCCGUACUCCGGUGACCCGGCCAAGCCUGCACCUAAGAGGAUUCUGCUGGAGCAUAUAUCCAGAUCCAAGCACGAUCAGUCUGGUGCCAUUGUGGACCACGACACUUAUGUGUCUGUUUUGCCAUUGGAUUACCUGGGUGUCAGACAUAUGGAGUCCUACAUCCCAGCGCUCAAAGACGCCCCAAUGGCAGAAUGCAGGAAGGACAUGCCUUACUGUGGCAAUCCCUAUUAUCUACCGCUGUUGCAUGUUUUCAGGAACCAGUGGAUCCUCCCAGGAGGUGAGCCACAGAUUGACGUGGAAACGACCUUCAAACUUAACUCUCGCCUGAAGAAAGCUGACCAUCAGAAUCUUACGUUCACCGUUUCAGGACCAAGCCACGUGAACUUGUUCAUCUCAUUGAGGGAAGGAGUAGAGAUGACCAAAUGGUCACUGAGCGAAGAGAAACCGCUGAAGACACAGGACGGCACAGGGGGCUGGGUCUACUUCGUCUGCUACGGGGGAGGGCAGCCUCAGGACCAUUGGCAGUUCUGGCUAGAUCUCAAGGUCCCAGGCAGUUUUGCUGAUACCGAUCCAAUAGUGGACGUCGGAGUUGCUGGGCUUCACUACACAGACUUCACACAGAGCCAAGAGAUCAAGGAUUUCUUACAGCAGGAGCCAGAUUGGGUGUAUACCAUCCCCUUCCUGGGAGUAUAUGAUACCUGGAUCUUCUGAGAUUAUUACUCACACAUCAGCUCACCAGAAGCUGUUUUCAUCUUGCUUUUCUAUAACCUAUGAUUUGUGUCACUUAAGAAGAAUAUAACCGUACAUUUCUUACUUCUCAAGUAGUUCUGUCUGCAUACUGCGAGACGGUUGCCCUCUUCAUGUAAGACAUGGUGAUGCCACCACAAAAAGCUGUAUGUAUUUUCCUCUGUUCAUUUUACCUGUUUUUUUCUGUGAUCUUGAGCAUCUAAGUUUGAAUGACAAGUACCAUGGGCAGGAGUUUGUCUCAUAGGAAGCCAUGCAUUUUGUAGAGUACUUGGCUUAUUAUCUUUGCUAAACAGGAAGGUCUUGCUUCGCAAAAAUAGAUUCCUUGUUCUCUUCUCAAGUUUGCUAAGGAUUGGGUAAUAUUUCCUUCUGGGCAUGCAGACUUUCUUAACACACCGGCUUUGUGGUAAGGUACAUGGUACCAGCAAAUAUAUACAUGUGAAUUGGUUUUUAAGUUAAAUUGUAUUAAGGAAUUUGAGAUGGAAUUGUGAGCAAAUGCUCAAGUUUUACAUAUCUUAUUAGUUGUGUGUAAAGUGUUCUUGUUUGCACUUGCAGGAUAAGUGCAAAGGAAUCACAGUACACUGUAAUAGCCUACAUCUAUGUGUACAUGUUUCACAGUAGCUUAAACUUCUCUGUUAAAUAUGCAUCAUUUUAAUACUGUUGACAAUUUCAUGUGUGCUCAUUAGCACAGCUGUAUUAUAAAGGACAUUGGGGAAAAGCAAUUUUUGGUUUGAUUGGUUGUGGUGGCUCUUGACAGGCUUCAAAGCUGAAAGAUCUGGUCAUGCUGGUAUCGUGAUAAUCAUUACUACGAUCUCUGCUGAGUCAAAAACGUGUUGUAAAUGGGUCCAUCACAAGUCCUUCACAAUUCAGCUCACAAUGCAUGAGCAAUGACAACAGGAUGCCUUGACUUAAGGAUGGAUGACUUGUGAUGGACUUAUGAGGACUUGUCAUGGACUCACAAUGCACCAAGUAACCCAACUGACUUUUCAAUCAACUAACCUCUUGCACAAUUAGCUUGUAGACAGGCUAAGGACAACUGUACUCGCACACACUCGUACAUGUGCAUAAUAAAUUAGAUUUGCUGUAGAUUUGCUUCAUGGAUUUCCAAAAAAAAAUAAAAAGUUUCCCAAACCAAUGAAAUAUUUCAAGAGGCUGAUAAUAGUAGAGGCCUGAGGAAGAUUCUAUUUUAUCUUUAAAUUCAGUAUAAAGUUAUAUGCGGAAGAAGUUUCUUAUGGGAGUAAUUGAAAAACAAAUUUAAAGUGUUGUUUUGGUUAGUAUGUUCCGUUUAGUAAGGUUUUCAGUGUUAGAUAUGUCUAUAUCUUCGACCAACAAUCUUCUUUCAAUGUCUUAAAGCUACAUUUUAUUUAUACUUUACAUUCUUGUUAUUGAAGAGUUUGAUUUAGUAAGAUACUUAGUUGUACAUGUAAUUUAUUUUACAUUUGGCUUUCGUAAUACUUAAGAUCAUUUUUUAUAUUUGCAUUCCAAAGGAACUCGGGGCAGAUCUAAAAAACUUGAUUUUUAAUUCAACACACGGAGGUCUAAGAUUCAUGAUUUUCUUAUUUAUGAAAAACGUAGAAAAUAGACGUGUGGUGCCCAUAAAAAGAACUAUUCACAGGUUCUUUUUCCAGACAUUUCUACAACUAUUAAUUUCCUCACCUGGUACAGUAAUUUCAAUCUGUGAUUUUGUCUGUGUUGAAACAUUAUCUUGUGUGUGAAAUUAUGUAUGAUUAUUUGUGUGUGUAUCAUUUAGUUUUGAUUAAAUCAUUGGUUUUAAUCUUUCAGUAAUUUUCAUGUUAGCUGAACUGAGAACUAUGCAUAAUGCUUCGAAAAAAAAGAAGAGAAAAACAAAUUGUUAUUAUGAAUUUCAUUGUGCUUGGUUUUUAAAAUUGGAAAAGUACAAUUUUUGUGAAACUCAUUGAAACCAAACACAUCAGCACAAAGAACAAGAAAUAUUGAUUCAGAUUUGUGAACACUUUUCCAGAUCAAAUCUGACUUGCAAUUUGUAAAUGAAAAUAAAUAUGUGUUACAUGUAGUUAAAAAAGGAAUUGAAGAAAAGAGGCUUAUGUCGGGUUCUGCAUGUUCUAAUUAGAAAGACGUUCUACAUGGAAAUAAUUGCUUGCCAAACUAGGUUACCAGCCAAACCGUCAUGCAAUGUAUAUUGUUUUUGUCUGGUUCUCCGUAAACUCGUGCUUAGCUUACGAUUUUGCUUAGCCAGGAAGUAAGGCAGAAUGCAUGCCAAACAUUUCCUUUACAUGUAUGUGCAAUUUCUGAAAAUGUUAAAUUGGAACAGUAAUAAUUGUAACAGAAUUUGUAUGCACACAUGCAUUUUUUAUCACAACUUUUUAUUAAAAAAGUUUUAUUCCGAAAUAUUAUCAGUAUUUGCGAUCAAAGUAGACAAAUGCAGUAAUGGAUUUUAAUGCCAAUUGAAUUACAACCAAAUAUUAAAAAUUCAUUUCUGAAAUGCAACGUUGCAUUUACUUUUAGACACAAAGAAUGUUUAAACCUUUUAAAGUGGGCAUUGACAUGUGUAUCAAAGGAUUUAAAUAUUUACUGCUUCUUGAUAACAAUUUGUAGUUUUUAAAAAUCAUCUUUAAGAUGCUGUGCUAGUAAAUUUUAGAACAAAAUCCUUCUACAUGUAUUAGUAAACGUAUCUUUUAUUUCGUAGAGGGGGCUUCCAAAAACCCUUUUCUUUCGUUGAGAGAUAUGAAUUUGUUUUAGUAUUUAAUUUUAUUACAUAAAUACUUUGUCCAGUUCUAUUUGUGGAUUUUAAUGAUUAUGUAUAAAAUGUAGAUGGUUUCGAGGCCAACAUGAUGAGUGUGCCAAACAUUCUAUGGGAAAAACCUGUAAGUACAAGUAGUGU
This is a messenger RNA of Patiria miniata (bat star), 5640 nucleotides long. RefSeq names its product endoplasmic reticulum metallopeptidase 1-like. The transcript has 13 exons. Lineage: Eukaryota; Metazoa; Echinodermata; Asteroidea; Valvatida; Asterinidae. Bases 48 to 2747 code for a protein of 899 amino acids. Gene Ontology annotation, molecular function: metalloexopeptidase activity. The record is from RefSeq and is a predicted model, not a curated record. Gene Ontology annotation, biological process: proteolysis.